Molecule: messenger RNA, 776 nt
Organism: Carlito syrichta (Philippine tarsier)
Lineage: Eukaryota; Metazoa; Chordata; Mammalia; Primates; Tarsiidae
Gene: SPC24
Product: SPC24, NDC80 kinetochore complex component
Exons: 5
Coding region: 31-624 (197 amino acids)
Source: RefSeq, a predicted model, not a curated record
AAUUUGCGCGGGUUUGGGCCUGGCGUAGUCAUGGCGGCCUUCCGCGACAUGGAGGAGGUGAGCCAGGGGCUGCUGAGCCUGCUGGGCGCCAACCGCGCCGAGGCGCAGCAGCGACGGCUGCUGGGGCGUCACGAGCAGGUGGUGGAGCGGCUGCUGGAGACGCAAGACGGUGCCGAGCAGCAGCUGCGAGAGGUCCUCGACGCAGAGAAGGCUGUGGCCCAGAGCCUGCUGGACGCCAAGGAGCGGGCGCAGCAGGCAGGCACCGAGCUGCAGCAGCUGGAGGCUGGGCUGCAGGAGGCCGGAGAGGAGGAUGCCCACCUGAAGGCCAGCCUGCUUCAGCUCACCCGGGAGCUGGCGGAGCUCAGGGAGGUGGAGGCCGAGCUGGAGCGGCAGGAGCGGGAAGUGGACGAAGAUACAACGGUCACCAUCCCCUCGGCCGUGUACGUGGCUCAGCUGUAUCACCAGAUUAGUAAAAUCGAGUGGGAUUAUGAGUCUGAGCCCGGGAUGAUCAAAGGCAUCCACCAUGGCCCGAGUGUAGCCCAGCCCGUGCACCUGGACAGCACCCAGCUCUCCUGCAAAUUCAUCAGCGACCACCUCUGGAGCCUGGUGGACACCACAUGGUAGCAGGGCCUUGUGGCCAUGUUGUGCCCAUGGAGGGAAUCCCCAGGGUGGGAUCAUUGUAAAGUGAUGUGUUCAUGCACAGCUGGGAUGUUGUUGUUUUUUUUUAAACUAAACAUUAUUUGUAGGGCAACCCCUUUGGGUCCCCUCCCAUUAUG